This is a messenger RNA of Schizophyllum commune H4-8, 3021 nucleotides long. RefSeq lists its product as uncharacterized. The transcript is spliced from 7 exons. Bases 121 to 2571 code for a protein of 816 amino acids. Lineage: Eukaryota; Fungi; Basidiomycota; Agaricomycetes; Agaricales; Schizophyllaceae. The record is from RefSeq and is a predicted model, not a curated record.
CCAAUCUGCUCUUCCUUUCCCCCACAUCCGCUCGCUCCUGCUCAUCCUGCCUUCACGAGCGUCGAUCUGCCCUCAUACUUCCUCAUCGUUGCACGCUACACUCUACUGUCUACCAAUACCAUGUCUCCCUUCGGGCUCGUAUCGGCUACCGAGGCAGUCCUCACGCCAGUUGCGGACGCCUCCCUGGACGCGCUCCGGACGUUCGACGACCAGCCAUCAGUACUAUGGAGUCCUCAUCCUCAACUUGGGAGUCUUAUGGAUUUUGGCCAGCUCGUCGGGGACCGCAUCCCCCAUCACUGCGAGCAGGUCUCCUGUGAUAGGCGCCGCGCCAUCGUCCCCCAUCAUCCACUCUCCGUCUACGACGCGCCAGCGACUGUCGAUGUCGCCGCGCGUCCGCGCUCUUUCGAGGGCCGCCUCAUUGGAGGAUGCUAUUUCCGAGGCCUCGAGCACUACCACUGCGUCCCAGACGCCUUCGCGCAUCGCGGCGCUGGCGCCGUUGUCCAGCUCGGCCAUCCCUUCGCCUCACAUUCUAUUGCCUUCUUCACCCACUUCGCCUACCGCGCCUACCGCCGCGCGUCCUGCCCUUCCGCCUAUCCUGGUGAGGCGCAGGUCCGCGCUCCUUCGGCCUCGCUCUCCGGCUUCUAUCCCGUCGCCCACGUCGCCGGCGCUCGGCACUCGACUGGUUUCGAGCCUGAUACGUCCUUAAAAUUCCCCGUUGACAGCGCGCCCGUCUCAAUUGCAUGUCUUGCCGAGUGUCUUGCCGAGAAGAAACAGGUUCGAGUUGAACUUGAACUUGAAACCGAUGCUAAGCGUGGGACGGCCCGGGUGGGCGAGACCGAGACGGCAACGGUAGAGCGUUCCGAGGUCCGCGACUUCUCUCUCGCCGUCAUCUCCAUCUUGCCAGCGUUCAUCGGUGCUAGCAUAUCCAGCGCGACGUGGAAGAUACAACGCGGCUGGCACUUAUCAGGCCCUCAAGGUAGUCGCACGCAAGAGAAACGGGGGCGCAACGAGGUCAGGGACAUGUCUUCGUUGGCACUUCUCAUGGCGGGCGUGGUGGGCACGAUGCCCGUCGCGCAUGCAGCGAACAUCGGACGACAGCUCACGACGACGACCGGCACGACCACGACGAGUGCGGGCUCGUCUACGGCCACCCUUUCCCCGACCUUCAUCUUCAGUUCGGUAGACGAGAUGAGCACCUGCGAGGGCGCAGACAUCAAGUGGGUGUACGCUGGGCCCGAUGCGCAAGUGCGUCUCGAGAUCUCGAGCAUCGACGUCAUACAGAGCGGCGCGCCGUCGUCAACCACGAGCCAGACGGUGUCGCGCAGUCUGCACCUCACGAUGUCGGACGGGACCUUGACCCCUGCGCGUAGAGAGGCCACGGGCAUCAUCACCUCCGAGGCUGCGUCUCCCAGCUCUGGCGGCAUUACCUCCCUCAUCUCCACCGACAUACGGGCGUCCGCGCGCACCUUCACAUGGUCGUCCGUCGAGGUUCCUCAAGGAUGGUAUCACCUCAACGCGUCCAUUCCCUCCCGCAACUACGUCGCGAAUCUCUCCCCCAGCUUCUACGUGCGUAACGGCGCCGAUACUAGCUGCCUCUUGGGGGCUAGCACCACGACCACAAGUGGUAGCCAAGGGGCCGAGACAUCUAGCAGUGCGACAGGCUCCUCGGCCACUGCCGUCGCGGUCGGUGCGAGCUCCUCCGACUCUGUCGACGCCGGUACCAUCGCCGGCGCCGUCAUCGGUUCGAUCGCGGGCGUUACGCUCCUUGCUGGUGCCUUCCUUUGGUUCUUCUGUCGCCGCCGCCGGCAGCACAAGCGUACCCCUAGUGGCGUUGAGACUGCCUCCAUGCGCCAGACCAAGCCCUCCAAGCAACCCAAGCCUUACGCUACGAACGGGCCAUUCGGUUUGCAGCACCAUCACCGCAGCAGCGACGGCUCACAAGGCCACAUUCUGUCCCACGCUUCGCACGGCAGCGCGUCGGAGAGCACAGUAGGCGCGUGCACGUCUCCGACCUCGGAGAGUGAGGAGAAGCUGGAGAGCGCCGUCCCCACACGCGCGAAUAGUCACGAGCAACGCCGCAGCGCCGAAGCCCCACGACGCGCGAGCACGGAACAUCGUCGCACGCCCAGCUAUCCUCCCCAAGCCCCUACGCCCGAGGUGACUCCGCCAGCUGCCGCGGUCACGCGUGCGCCGACGACGCGGAAGACACCUCGCAAGCCCGUGCCAUCCUACAUCGCCGCGGAGGAGACUUCGUCUGCGCCAGCGAGCCCGACCACUCCUGCAGCGGCGGCUUCUGCUAGCUCUGCUCCCGCGCUUGUGCACCGUUCCUCAGACAACUCCGUCAAAGGUUCUGUAAACACGGUCGACACCCCAGGUGGCAAGACCUCGCGGCGCAGGAGCCUGCAGGCGAAGGGUGAGGCGGAGCGAGGGCGCGUCGGGCACUACGCGGUGGGCAGUGCGCGCUCGGCGACGCUCGAUCCUACCCGACCGGAUUUGAAGAACAAGAACAGUUGGGAUGAGCGCCCGAUGCACUUCCUCAUUCCCGACAUGCCCCCGCCGCCACCGCAGUAGAUGUAGGAAUGGAUUCACAGGACGGACAUUUCGCGACAGCCUUCGGAUCCUACAUCUAGCAUCAUCUGCAGUGUGCUACGUAUUCUACCCUGAAUCCUAUGCUUGCUCGAGCAAAAGAGGUACUUGUUUGCCCCUUGCGCCCAAGCUCAUCCCCUCCCGCCCUACGGCGCCGGGGUCACCGACUUUUUUUUACUCGUACAUUAUUCGCUACGACACGCUCUGUUCUAUGCAUGAUCCUUCGCCUUUUUGUUAUGCCUACUUUGCAUGAUGUGCUACCUCGCACGAUGUACUUUAACGACCCAAAAGCUGUUAGUCGGUCCGGACUUGUAUACGUAGCUGUUCAGUCUACUUUCCCUUGCCUCGUCCCUGCGCUGUGGAAUGGGCUUGCGUAUCUUACUUCUUGUUGAAUGGAAUCCGCCUUCGGGUGGGCUUUAGAUGUCGGUGAAGUCC